GAUUUUACUCAAACAACCUUCUCCCACUUAUCUCCACUUUCACAUAGGCAGUAGUGGAGUACUAGCUAGCCGCUAUCCCCAAAAUUUGACACAAAACUCAUCUUCUUCCCUUUCUCCCACCCCUCAAAAAAUGAGCUCUCAUCUGUAAAUUUCCAUCCCUUCUUCUCAACUUGUGUAGCAAUGCUAUCCCUGAAACCUCCUUCUCCCACCUCCACUCUCUCUCCUUCCAUUUCCAUAUCCAACUCCUUUAAACCCUACCUCCAUAGCCAUAAUUAUAAAACCAUCAAAUCAAUCCUCCAAUACAAUCGCAAACCCCAACUCGCAGGCUCCACCCCACGCGUCGUCGUCAUCACAUCCGGCAAAGGCGGCGUCGGCAAAACCACCACCACCGCCAACAUCGGCAUCUCUCUCGCACGUCACGGCUUCUCCGUCGUCGCCAUUGACGCCGAUGUCGGGCUUCGUAACCUCGACCUCUUACUCGGCCUCGAAAAUCGCGUGAAUUACACCGCUCUCGAGGUCUUAAACGGCGAUUGUCGUCUCGAUCAAGCCCUAGUUAGGGAUAAACGUUGGUCCCACUUUGAGCUUCUUUGUAUUUCAAAACCUAGGUCGAAAUUACCCUUAGGGUUUGGCGGGAAAGCUCUUGUAUGGCUUGUUGAUGCUUUAAAGCAAAGAAAUGAAGGUUGCCCUGAUUUUAUCCUCAUUGAUUGUCCUGCUGGAAUUGAUGCUGGGUUUAUUACGGCGAUUACGCCUGCUAAUGAGGCGCUUUUGGUUACGACACCUGAUAUUACGGCAUUGAGGGAUGCUGAUAGGGUUACUGGAUUGUUGGAGUGUGAUGGGAUUAAGGAUAUUAAGAUGAUUGUUAAUAGGGUUAGGACGGAUUUGAUUAAAGGGGAGGAUAUGAUGUCGGUUUUGGAUGUUCAGGAGAUGCUUGGUUUGCCGCUUUUAGGGGUUAUUCCUGAGGAUUCUGAGGUUAUUCGGAGCACCAAUCGUGGCUAUCCUUUGGUUUUGAAUAGGCCGCCGACGUUGGCUGGGAUGGCUUUGGAGCAAGCUGCUUGGAGGCUUGUGGAGCAGGAUAGUAUGACUGCUGUUGUGGUUGAGGAGCAGCCAAAGAAACGUGGCUUCUUUUCGUUCUUCGGAGGCUGAAGCGAAUUUUGGACAAUGUACUAGUUGUAGCCUCUAGGGUUGUUUUGUGGAAGGUUAAUUGUUGUAAUUGGAUUAUGAGGAUGCUUUUUUGUGUACAGAUGCUAGAAUGCUUGGAGUUGUAUCGAUCAUGGUGUUGCUGAAUUUGCCAAGUAAUUGUCUUCAAACUGAAGAUCUGGAAAAGGGAAUGAUUCUCGUUAUCCUGUAAGGAUUUUUGGCAGGCGAUUGCUCUUUAAUUUGAGGAUAUCUUUUGCAAUUACCAGAAGUGUAAUAUUGCUGAUUUAGGUUAUUGGGAAGAUGAUAGAUGACUAAGUUUUGGCAUCGACAAUGGAAAUGGAGUUUGAGGCUUUAGAUACUCUUCUGUACAGUUUCAGUUUGAUGUUGGAAAAGAAGAGCUUGAGAUUCGAUUAUUUAUGGAUUCAUUUUCUAGUUCCCGUUGAUCAAACGCUUGGAGAUGGCCGGAGCUUAAUGUUAGGUUUCCGUUGAUCAAACUGGCCGUAAAUGGUAAUAAUAGGUUAACUAACAAAAAGCUAAUAUAGGGUAAUGACUUAAUGCCACCAUUGUUCUUGCCAAUUCUUGUGUAAGCGCAGAAAAAUAGUGGACAAGUGAAUAGUGUAUAUGCACGGUGCAUCCAAAGUUUGAUUUGUUAGUGGGCAUAUAUUAUGAGAAUGUUUUGUUCUUGUUUGUGUGCAAAUGAAAAUAAAAAUAUCUCAUGAAUUAUGUCAAUCAAUAGAGGUACAUUGUGAAGAAAUGAAAUUGUAUUAAGAAAUUGUAUUAAGAGUACGCAAGUACGUCCCAUAUAUAGCAGUAUAGCACCUUGCUUCAACACUUGUAUGUUCUUGCAAAGUUCAUUGAAAUUUUCCCUUAAGCUGUGUAGCUUGCAUUUAUUUUUCAAAAAGGAAAGGUAGACAUUGGUCGAAGAUGACUAGAUUUAACACAUAGAAGAGCAAGUUUACUGUGGGGAGGAAGACUGCAAUUGGUACUGUACACGUCCCCUUCAGAAAUGGACAGAAAUUUAGGAUGUGAAGAUCAGAUUGACCAAGAUAGAGAAGCAAGGCAUAAUGAUUUACCAAUAUGCCUUAAGUUUGUCCUUUUCAGUUAGAAGUAUAUUGUACCUGUUUGGUAAGAAGUCGUCUUAUGUCAAUAUUCAUGGUAAUGAACCUUCAUCCUAAAUACGUGUUUUUCAUCAUAAAUUUCAUUAUCAUCCUAUACUACCUCUGGGUAAUGCACGAUUAUGAGAAUUCAUAAUAAAAAUGUCGGAAUUUGGUAGAUGGAUAGAGGUUACUAAUUUACUAUGGACAUUGAGAUGAGACUUUCUUUGCACAUUUACGUUGAUUAUAUCACGGAUUACCACCUUGUGUUAUCGCCUUAUCAAACAAGCCAUAGAAGUCAAAAAUAAUUUCGUAUUUACUGAAUUUGCAUGUUUCCUUUAGUAAUUGGAUCUUAAAUAGAGACAAAUCAUAUAAUUUGCUACAAUAUAUGUGAAAAAACCCAAAAAAAAAAAAAAGAAAUUGAAAAAAAGGAGUAGCUGCAGGAGAAACCAAUGAAAAGUACUUCACAAGUCACAACCCAUCCAAAA
Messenger RNA from Beta vulgaris subsp. vulgaris (sugar beet), 2719 nucleotides. Its product is annotated as septum site-determining protein minD homolog, chloroplastic. The record is from RefSeq and is a predicted model, not a curated record. Gene Ontology annotation, molecular function: ATP binding; ATP hydrolysis activity. The transcript is spliced from 3 exons. The coding region runs from base 181 to 1143 and encodes 320 amino acids. Gene Ontology annotation, biological process: negative regulation of cell division. Gene Ontology annotation, cellular component: cytosol; cytoplasmic side of plasma membrane. NCBI's taxonomy places the organism in Eukaryota, Viridiplantae, Streptophyta, Magnoliopsida, Caryophyllales, Amaranthaceae.